This is a messenger RNA of Trichoderma citrinoviride, 513 nucleotides long. RefSeq lists its product as hypothetical. The coding region runs from base 1 to 513 and encodes 170 amino acids. The transcript has a single exon. NCBI's taxonomy places the organism in Eukaryota, Fungi, Ascomycota, Sordariomycetes, Hypocreales, Hypocreaceae. The record is from RefSeq and is a predicted model, not a curated record.
AUGCCUCAACGUCUCCCGUACUCGAAACAUCAGAAGACGACAAUCCCACACCACUCAAAUACUACCCUCAACCUCCCCUUCAUCUACAUCGACCUCCUCGAAGCAUCACCCCAUCCACUGCACACUCUGCUUCUCACUCCCCCGUCCGUCCCCCACAGCCCCCAAAAACACCUUCCUCUCCCCCUCGUUCAUCCUCCCCAGCCCAAGCCCCCUCCUCCUCUCAUCCCUCCUCAAUCGCACUCCGGACACGAGCAGUCCGAAAACGCCGCCAAGUUCUCGCAGCACUGCGCAAACGCGUCCAGCUUGUCAAAGAGAUCGCCAUCGCAAUUGCCCGUGGUCCGGUUGAAGACGCCGCCGCCGCUCGUGUACAUGCAGCACGCCUGCGUGUACUCCGAGACGGGCCUGCCGACCAGGUUCCAGCACUUGCACGCCUCUGCCGCGGACAUCAGGGAGAUGACGGCCAGAAUGACGGAGAGGAGCUUCAUUCUUUGGGUGCUGCCAGCAGGAGAAUAG